Molecule: messenger RNA, 2470 nt
Organism: Syngnathus typhle (broad-nosed pipefish)
Lineage: Eukaryota; Metazoa; Chordata; Actinopteri; Syngnathiformes; Syngnathidae
Product: WD repeat-containing protein 43-like
Exons: 18
Coding region: 51-1997 (648 amino acids)
Biological process (GO): maturation of SSU-rRNA from tricistronic rRNA transcript (SSU-rRNA, 5.8S rRNA, LSU-rRNA)
Cellular component (GO): nucleolus
Molecular function (GO): protein binding
Source: RefSeq, a predicted model, not a curated record
UGUCCACGAGCAUCCACACGUGGUUGGAGGAAACUCCAGCGCUUUCAGAAAUGGCGGACGGUAAAGGCAGCUCUUCGCUGCCGCUACCUUGCGUCUUUUCGCCAAAAUCCCACCAAUACCUGGCGGUGUGCGCCCAGGAUGGGAGGCUUCGAAUUUGGAACACAGACAGUCAAACUCUCCACCAGGAGUACGUGCCUUCAGCUCAUUUGAGCGCCACUCCGACAUGCAUACAUUGGGGACCAUGCCGGACUGCCAAGGAGGGUCCUCAGAGAAAGAGGAGGAAAUCGGAAGGGGUGCAGCUGGAGCAAAGGGCAGACCUGUUGGCAAUGGGCACGGUGGCGGGCAGCGUCCUUAUUUACAGUACAGCCAAGGGAGCUCUUCACUGCACCCUGGACGGAGGCCACAGCGGGGGAGUGAAUUGCGUUCAUUGGCACCCCGAAGACACUUUAUUAUACAGCGGCUCCGAUGACACAAACAUUGCGGAAUGGGACCUGCAGACGGGCAAGACGCGGAGCAAGUGGAAGGCAGACGGAGCCGCGGUAACCAGUUUGUGCGUGAGCCCGGACGGUAAACUGCUCCUUUCGGCCGGACGGAUCAUCAAGAUGUGGGCCUUGGACACCAAGGAGCUUUAUAGGAAAUUCACGGGCCACUCCACGGCGGUGACGACGCUCCGCUUUGCCACGGCGCAGCCCAGUGACGGCGGCGGUCUCUAUUUUGUGUCUGGCGCGGCUCACGAUCGACUGCUUAGCGUGUGGCAAGUACGAGAAGACGGCAAGGACAAGAACUCGGUGGCGUCGUUCGUACUGACGGACGAGCCGAAGCACGUUGACCUGGUCGCGUCCAAAAGCAAGGAACAGCAGGCGGUGAGGCUGGCGGCGGUGUGCAAAGAUGGACAGCUGCAUCUCUUUGAGCACUUUCUAAACGGGCCCUGCAAGAAGCCCCAGUCGCCUUUGUGCACGCUGCAGAUGUCGGACACAAAGGAUACGCCGACGCCGAUCCCCCUCCUCGCCGCCGCCUUGGCCGACGAGUCCCGAAGUGCCAUGCUGGCUUACGGCAACUAUCUGCAGCCUGUCACGGAGAGAGUGGACUUAAACACAGCUGAUAGGCACGUUUGCUUGACGCGGAAUGUUCAGACCACAUUGUCCCUUUCCAUCACAUCUGCCGUUUCCAAGGUGAAAACCCCAAUUGUCAACGCCAAGAGCAAAGUGCUCAUUCCCGGUCUUCCCGGCCAUCAAGCCCCAGUGAAGGCGACGGCGAAAAGAAAAGAAGGCACGGACAACAAAGAGAAGUCAAUAGCAGAGCGUCUCGGGGAAAUUGAUCUGCAGUCUGCGGCCUCCGCCCAGAAGGGGGCGCCCUGCUUGCAGACGGACAAUUUUGCCGUGCUCCUGGUGCAGGGCCUCGAGAGCAAUGACAGCACCAUCCUAAAUAAAGUUUUUCAAACGCGCAAAGACACGGUCAUCAAGAAAACGGUGGCUCGGCUACCCCUUCCCUCCGUUUUACCGUUGGUGGAGGAGAUUACAAAGAGGCUCCAAGGGCACCCUUUCACGGCAUCUCUGAUGGUCCGGUGGCUCAAAGCGGUACUAAUGCAGCACACGUCAUACCUGUCUUCGCUGCCCGACCUGGUUUCCCAGCUGGGAGUGCUCUACCACAUGAUUGAGAGCCGAGUGAAGAUGUUCCACAAACUGACCAAGUUAAAAGGAAAGCUGUACCUCCUGGUGACGCAGGUGGAGACAAAGACAGAGAGCAACAAGGCGUUUGACGUUGACCACACAGCCAAGCUGGUCUAUGAAGAGGAAUCUUCGGAUGAAGAUGAGGCCUCUAGGUCUGAAGAAGGCCUUGUGGAUGAAGACUCAGAUAAUUGGGAGGAGGACGAGGCCAUGGAAGAUGACAAAAAAGAGCAAAGUGAUCACGAGGAAGACGAUUCCGACGGCAGGACGGAUUCCAAAGCGAACGGGGAGGAAAAGAUGGAGCACGAUAAUGAGAGUGAAGAAGAAUGACAAGUCAAAUACAACAUGGACCUGAAAUGUACUUCCAUUUUAGUUUCCUGAUUUUAAUUUUCAUAUGAAAACAAAGUAUUGUUUUACAAAAUGGAAGAACGUGACGGAAUUUGAGCCCCACUUUUUGGAACGAAUCCCAGUUCUUUGUCGCCAAAUGAGCGAUGACGGAAUUAGGAGAUGUUUCCAGGUGUUCGUUCUGCCGUCUUGCAACCAAUACUACAACGUAUUGUUCCGCCGUGCAGGAAUCAAGGUGGCGCCGCCUUAUUGGUUGAGCAGAACCAUACUCGCCAGGCCUUUUAUGUACAGGAAACUGUUUGAGCCAAAGGAGGACUCAUGAAGACCACACAUUAUGUCCCAACCCAACAAUGUAAAUCUAUGUACAGUCAAAUGUUUGUAUGAGCUCUUCCUUCUAAAACUACCCCGCCAGAGGUCCUUGAGAUUAAAGGAACUCCUGGAAGUCAAGUCUCCUGAAA